This is a messenger RNA of Pseudophryne corroboree (corroboree frog), 1833 nucleotides long. It is a transcript of the gene ESS2, whose product is annotated as ess-2 splicing factor homolog. Bases 71 to 1573 code for a protein of 500 amino acids. The record is from RefSeq and is a predicted model, not a curated record. The transcript is spliced from 10 exons. NCBI's taxonomy places the organism in Eukaryota, Metazoa, Chordata, Amphibia, Anura, Myobatrachidae. Gene Ontology annotation, cellular component: catalytic step 2 spliceosome.
CAGGCUUUGCGCACAGCCGGUGGCUCUUGAGGCUCAUACCACUGACACUUCCGCUCUGGUUAGUGUGUGUAUGUGUUAUUUUGUUAAUCUGCGAUUACGGUGCUGCGUCGUUGAGCUUCCGCAGCCUGAAAUGGCCACCCCCGGCCCAGAGAGCUCACCUUCUAGGGCUCUGACAGUUCACAAGCCGGGAUCCGCUGCCCUGGCCGUGCCCUGUGAGAGGGUGGAUAAGGGUGAGAGCACGAAGCCCAAAAAAAAGGUGUUGUGCGAGGAGACGUACAUACAGAACCUGCAGAAAAUCAUCCAGAGAGAUUUCUUCCCAGAUGUGGAGAAGCUGCAAGCUCAGAAAGAAUAUUUAGAGGCUGAAGAGUCUGGGGACCUUGAGAAGAUGAGGCAAAUAGCUAUCAAGUUCGGGUCUUCUGGGAAAUGUUCUCGGGAAUCUCCUUUACCUUAUGCGACACCUGCCACUUUUGAAACACCUGCUGGUAUUCCAGGUACACCUUCACUGAUUGCUAAGCAAAGAGCAGGAGAUGAAGGGGACUGCGAGAAAACGGAUGAGGAUGGCAAGGCACUUCCUGGCCUUGAUAAUUUUUUAGCAAAACAUACAAGUGAGGACAACGCUUCCUUUGAGCAGAUAAUGGAGGUUGCAAAAGAGAAGGAGCGGAGUCGGAAUUUCUGGCUGUACGAAGCAGAGGAAGAGUACAAGCAGCGAUAUCAACAAAGUCUGGCCCUCCCUUCCAUUGAAAUGCAAGCUAUCGAGUGUGGAAGAGCAGGUCUUGACACCUGGGACUACAAAACCCAUAACUCCCUCAUGUACUAUCCUGAAGGUGUACCAGAUAAUGAUGCUAUAUUCAAGAAACCCAGGGAGGUGGUGCAUAAAAACACACGUUUGCAGAAAGACCCUUUCAGUCAAGCUCUUAGUAAAACUCAGCUCCAACAGGCAGCGGCCUUAAAUGCACAGUACAAACAAGGAAAGGUUGGUCCUGAUGGGAAGGAACUCAUACCACAGGAAUCUCCAAAAGUCAAUGGAUUUGGAUUUGUGGCCACUCCAUCACCCGCCCCAGGUGUAGAUGACUCCCCACUAAUGACGUGGGGUGAAGUUGAGAGCACUCCUUUUCGUUUGGAUGGCUCAGAGACUCCAUAUCUGGAGAAGGCACCUGGACCGUCAUUUAAGAUUCUGGAGCCUGGUCGCAGAGAACGUCUGGGUUUAAAAAUGGCCAAUGAAGCAGCAGCAAAGAACAGGGCAAAUAAGCAAGAAGCUUUAAGGAAGGUGACCGAGAACCUUGCCAGUCUGACCCCCAAAGCAGUCAGCCCAUCGAUGUCUCCUGCUCUUCAGCGUUUAGUGAAUAGGACUUCAAGUAAAUACACAGAUAAGGCUCUGAGGGCCAGCUACACCCCAUCACCUGCACACACGGGCUUGCAUGCCUGUAAAACGCCUGGAGGCUCACGUUUAACACCUACUGUUACCCCCACUCCAGGGGCUGCUUCUCAGACUCCCACUGUUCCUGAUCCCACCUCCAUCACUGAUAACUUGUUACAUUUGCCUAAACGAAGAAAAGCAUCAGACUUCUUCUGAGGAGGGAGGGGUAUGGUUGCUGACAAGACUAUAUCUACCCGAGAGUCUGGGCCAAAUUUGGAUUGUUAGGUGAAGAUUGAUGGACCAGGCAUUCAAAAUUACAUCUCUUUUUGGAGAUUGAAAGUGGAAAUGCUAAUUUACUAGCAGCUUUUUUUUAUAAUUUAAACAAAUGUCACUAAAACUAAUCUAAAUGUUUCUGUGGUACACCUUUUUUGCAUUUUGUAAUGUUAAGAAAAUGAUAAACCAUUUUAUCAGUUGGA